Messenger RNA from Pantherophis guttatus, 1009 nucleotides. The record is from RefSeq and is a predicted model, not a curated record. NCBI's taxonomy places the organism in Eukaryota, Metazoa, Chordata, Lepidosauria, Squamata, Colubridae.
AUGAAACCUCCACCCUAUCAAAAUAUUUACUGGAGUAAAGGUAUCGGCAAAAACUCCAUAAAUAUUGCUGUGGUGAACUUUCGGGAACCAUGUCGUCUCCAGCGCUCCCACGCAGCCUAUAAAAACCGAUUGUGGGUCUCUAAGGACUGCCAAAAACUAGUUCUCAUGAAUCUAAAGAAAGAGGAUGCUGGCACAUACACGGCAGACAUUGUUUUACAAAACACAACUGCAAAGGAGUCCUUUAACCUGCAGGUGCGUAGAAAGUUGCCAGACUCUGAGUUACGACUGACCUGCAUUUCCAAGGGGGCUGGAAAUGGAACCUGGCAGCUGAUUUGCUCUCAAGAGACCUGGAAAGGUGAGGUGAACUUCAGAUGGAUCUCAGAUUUCUAUGCCACGGAUGAAACCUUAGGGAGUUCUGUGAUGGAGCUCACCUCCCAAGACCUUGAACUAAUAGUCACCUGCGAGGGAGAAAGCAAGGAUAGCAUAGCAUCCAGGACAGUCACCUUAAAGGAAGUUUGUGCUGGACAGACCAAGAACCCUUCAAGGCUGCCUCUCUGGGCCCUGCUGUGCCUUAGCAAAGUGGGAAAUCUUCUCCUUCUUGGCUGUUUGGGGCUUCUUCUGGUGGUGAAAUCCAGAAAAGCAGCUGGAGGAAGGAGGAUGCUGGUCCGAUUCCUGCCAGCCUCCCAGAGGAGACCACAACCACCUGCAAGACAUCCCAGCUCCAUGUCAAACCCAACUGAUGGAUGCGACUGAUGAACCUUCCCCAGUUCCUUCGCUUCAGAUGUCCGUGGUCUUCUUUGAUGGCUUUCAGGAGGGUUCUUUGGGACAAGGGUGCUUGCUUCCAUGGGCAAUUCACUGAAGAUGAUUAUCAGUUUGGCUAUUGGGGGGAGGGCUCAAAAGGUGGCCACGGGGCUAGUCCAUGUCACUCUGUGUGGCCACUCCCUUCUUUCCUUUCCCACAUCCCAAUUGCCCCAGAAACUGCCUCAUCUGCCCUCCCCCCCAUCACAAA